AUGCAUCGACACCCAGAUCCUAUGUUCUUUGUAGCUUUUCUCGGCAUAAUCUGCGGUGUGCUUGGAAGCGCCACCAACGGGGAAUACCUGACAGGCGUGGGGAGCUUUGACAUGACUGGUCCUGCCGCCGGCGUGAACAUGAUGGGCUAUGCUAACAUUUUCCAGAACACUGCCGGCGUCCAUUUUAGGCUAAGAACUAGGACUUUUAUAGUUGCAGAGAGUCCCCAAGGUCCAAGGUUUGCUUUUGUAAAUCUUGAUGCGGGCAUGGCUUCGCAGCUUGUCACUACAAAAGUGCUGGAGAGGCUAAAAUCAAGGUUCGGAAAUUUGUACACACAGGAAAAUGUGGCAAUUAGUGGCAUCCAUACUCAUGCUGGGCCAGGAGGCUACUUGCAGUAUUUGCUUUAUUCUAUCACUUCUGCAGGUUUCGUGCAACAAUCGUUUGAUGCCAUUGUUGGAGCAAUCGAGCAGAGCAUUGUUCAGGCACACAAUAAUCUCAAGCCCGGUUCGGUUUUCAUCAACAAAGGAGAAGUGGAAAAUGCGGGAAUAAACAGGAGCCCAAGUGCUUAUUUGUUUAACCCGGCAGAGGAGAGAGACCGGUAUCCAAACAACGUGGAUACCCAAAUGACGCUUUUGAAGUUGCUUGAUAGAGGAAGCGGGAAGAGCAUUGGAGCAUUCAGCUGGUACGCAACGCACGGAACCUCCAUGAGCAGAGACAACAAGCUCAUCAGUGGGGACAACAAGGGUGCGGCUGCCAGGUUCUUCGAGGACUGGUUCUCUUUCAAUAAAUCUUCCUCCACACCAAUCUCCAGCCCCGCCGAGAUUGAAACACUGGUGGAGAAAGCGCAAACAAUCAAAGCAACAGGAGGACAACCUUGCGGUAAAACAACCAGCCAAGCUUUUAAAGUGAGGAAGAACGACGGGUCAUUGUUCGUAGGAGCAUUCUGCCAAUCAAAUGUGGGAGACGUGACCCCCAAUGUGCUAGGAGCAUUUUGCACUGAUAGCGGAAAGCCUUGCGACUUCAAUCGCUCCUCCUGCCAUGGCAAUGACCUCCUCUGCGUUGGCCGUGGACCUGGAUACCCAGAUGAAAUACAGAGCACAAAGAUUAUAGGAGAGAGGCAGUUCCAAAAGGCUGUUGAUCUAUUUGCGACUGCCACAGAGGAAUUGACAGGGAAGAUUGACUAUCGCCAUGUUUAUUUGAAUUUUACAAACAUUGAUGUUGAAUUAGAUGGAAGCAAGGUUGUCAAAACAUGCCCUGCAGCCGUUGGUCCAGGUUUUGCUGCUGGAACCACAGAUGGUCCCGGUGUCUUCGGUUUUCAACAAGGUGAUACAGAGAUCAGCGAAAUGUGGAAAAAGUUGAGAAAUGCACUGAAAGAACCGAGCCCAUAUCAAGUGGAGUGCCAAAAACCGAAGACUGUUUUGCUUGACGCAGGCGAAAUGUUUGAUCCAUAUGCAUGGGCGCCUGCGAUUCUUCCAAUUCAGAUGCUAAGGCUGGGAAAGCUGAUCAUACUUUCUGUACCAGGAGAGUUCACAACAAUGGCGGGGCGGCGACUGAGGGAGGCAGUUAAGGAGACGCUGAUAAGUAACGGGAAUGGAGAGUUUGAUGACAAAACCGAAGUUGUAAUAGCGGGUCUCACAAAUACCUACUCGCAAUAUGUUGCAACUUUUGAAGAAUACGAGCAACAACGAUACGAGGCUGCCUCAACGCUCUACGGUCCACACACGCUAUCAGCCUACAUCCAAGAGUUCAAUAAAUUAGCUAAAGCCAUGGCAAAAGGAGAGAAGUUAAUUUCCAACGGCCCCACGCCGCCGGACCUUUCCUCUGUUCAACUCAAAUUCUUACUCGAACCUGUGGGUGACUCACCUCCUCCCGGAAAAAACUUCGGCGACAUGAAACAAGACAUCAUUAUACCAAAAAGUGGCACAUUCAGAAAGGGAGACAAACCAAGUGCCACAUUUUGGAGUGCAAACCCAAGAUAUGACCUAUUGACAGAAGGUACAUUUGCAGUGGUGGAGAUGCUUCAGGUGGAGCGUUGGAUCCCAGUUUUUGAUGAUGAUGAUUUUUGUUUGUACUUUAAAUGGAGCGUAGAUAAUAGCAGCUUUUAUGGCUUGGCGACCAUUGAGUGGGAAAUACCAGAGGUGGUAAGUUCUGGGGUGUACAGGCUAAGGCAUUUUGGUUCGGCAAAGAAAACAAAGGCCUCUCCCAACACAUACUUCACUGGGGCAUCUACUGCAUUUACAGUAUCAUAGAGAUU
Messenger RNA from Juglans regia (Persian walnut), 2252 nucleotides. Its product is annotated as neutral ceramidase 2-like. Gene Ontology annotation, cellular component: extracellular region. Gene Ontology annotation, biological process: long-chain fatty acid biosynthetic process; sphingosine biosynthetic process; ceramide catabolic process. The transcript has 9 exons. Gene Ontology annotation, molecular function: N-acylsphingosine amidohydrolase activity. The record is from RefSeq and is a predicted model, not a curated record. Lineage: Eukaryota; Viridiplantae; Streptophyta; Magnoliopsida; Fagales; Juglandaceae. The coding region runs from base 1 to 2247 and encodes 748 amino acids.